Drosophila rhopaloa is the source of this 1419-nucleotide messenger RNA. RefSeq names its product splicing factor U2AF 50 kDa subunit (gene LS2). The record is from RefSeq and is a predicted model, not a curated record. Gene Ontology annotation, molecular function: poly-pyrimidine tract binding; pre-mRNA 3'-splice site binding. Lineage: Eukaryota; Metazoa; Arthropoda; Insecta; Diptera; Drosophilidae. Gene Ontology annotation, biological process: mRNA processing. Bases 74 to 1384 code for a protein of 436 amino acids. Gene Ontology annotation, cellular component: U2AF complex; U2-type prespliceosome; nuclear speck. The transcript has a single exon.
AAUCUGUUUCGACUAUUAACAGCACUUAUUUCUCCUUUGUUGGACCUUCUCUUUGUGGAUAUUUAUCGAAACCAUGGGUCGUCGUCGGUUGCGUAGGGACCGCACCCAGAAUGAACGUUCCCGUUCGCGUUCCAGUUCUCGCCCCCGACCCACGCGCUCCAAUGCGAUCUUUGUAGACAAAUCCCGACUGGAACGACGUCCGGGUCGUGCUCCCUCGUCCUGGGACAUUCCGCCGGCCGGGUACGAACACCUGACUCCGCUCCAGUACAAGGCCAUGCAGGCCAGCGGGCAGAUAGCCUCGCGGAUUCUGCCGGAUGCCCCGCCCACCGCGGAGUCCGCCGCCAUUGCGAUGGUCACCCGACAAGCGCGUCGUCUGUAUGUGGGCAAUAUUCCAUUCGGCAUCACGGAGGAGGACAUGAUGGAGUUCUUCAACCAUCAGAUCCUGUCCUUGGGACUCGAGGGCUCGCAGUAUUUGGACGGCAAGGCGGUGCUGACGUGUCAGACGAAUCUGGAGAAGAACUUCGCCUUCCUGGAAUUCCGAUCGAUGGACGAGGCCACCCAGGCCAUCAACUUCGAUGGGAUCAGCUUCCGCGGACAGACCCUGAAGAUACGAAGACCCCACGACUACCAGCCGGUGGCCAACGGGAAUUCCUCGGAUUCGGACACUGGUUUUAGUCUGCCCCAAACCACUUUCACCAUGCCUCCCAUUGCUGCCUCUGCCGCAUCACAUGUGAUCUCCCCCCUCGUUCCCGACUCUCCGAACAAGAUCUACGUGGGUGGCCUGCCCACUUGCCUGAACGAGAAUCAGAUCAAGGAGCUGCUACUGUCCUUCGGGAAGCUGAGGGGAUUCAACCUGGUGAAGGACAGCAGCACGAGCUUGAGCAAGGGCUUCGCCUUCUUCGAGUACCUGGAUCCCACGGUCACGGAUCAGGCCAUAGCUGGAUUGCAUGGCAUGCAGUUGGGGGAUCGCAAGCUGGUGGUCCAGCGCUCUAUUGCCGGGGGAAAGAACGCGAUUACUGGACAGGUGCCCACGGUGCAGGUUCCGGGGAUAUCCUCGCUUUUAAACGCCGGCACAGCCACCGAGGUUCUGUGCCUGCUCAACAUGGUCUUGCCGGAGGAACUGCUGGACGACGAGGAGUUCGAGGACAUCCGCUCGGACAUCAAGGAGGAGUGCACCAAGUACGGAGACGUCCGCACCAUCAAGAUCCCCCGACCCAUGGGCCAAUCCCCGCAGCGGGGCUGUGGCAAGGUCUUCGUCCAGUUCGAGUCCGUGGAGGAUUGCCAAAAGGCCUUGACGGCGCUGAGUGGACGCAAGUUCAGCGGUCGCAUCGUGAUGACCUCCUUCUACGAUCCCGAAAAGUACCUGGCCGAUGAACUUCAAUAAUCAAUUUAAUAAUAAUAAUACAAGAAAUUUAAAAA